CUUAUCUUGAUCCAACUUAACCCAUACGGUAUCUUUCUGGCCCAAUUUGCAUCCUUAUGUCUAGCAAGUAGCCAUGAAACCCAGGUUCUUUGUUAUCGCACGCGUUGUCGGGCGAGAUGGGGCUAUUGAUCUUUGGAAAGACCGCCUUGUUGAAUUAUGCAAAGUGUCGGCUACAGAGCCAUACGGCGACUCGUACUACUGGGGUCAAGAUGCCGAUGGUGAGCCCGACACGCUCUGGGGUCUAGAAGGAUACACGCACCCAAUUGGAUUCUUCAUCGACCAUGUUUCAUCAGACAUUUUCAAAAGAGAGAUGGCACUUGUUGACAAGGAAAGACUUCUAAGAACGGCCCAAGGCCUGGAUAGCCCGGACUACGACCUCCAUCAUUACGAUGAGUACGGAGGUUUUCUUAAGAGAGCUGAUGAUGUCGAAAGAGAUUCUGUGCGGAGCUUCGUGGUAGUAAAGCACUAUUGGGCUACGAGCGAGACUCUCAGAACCGAGAUGCUAGACUCACUAAAACAAUUCGCUGAAAGAUUGUCUUCUCGCCCUCCUCAGGUUCAGAGUGCGCUGGUGCUGAAGGAAUGUCGGGAUACGAACAUGGCAACGCUGUGGCUGAGGUUUGCAUCGGAGGAAGACUGGAAUUCGUUGGAGCGAUCGGAUUGAAUGCAAGAGCUUGUUGAGAGUGUAAAGACGAACUGCGUUCGUAGUGAAACACAUCGGUCUCGGGCUUUUAACGGUCAUUUGGGGAUAAAAGAUUAGAUCAUGUAGCAGGGCAUGCUGAUAUGAAUUGUUAUUUGUCCGAGCUCUUCUAUUC
This is a messenger RNA of Fusarium odoratissimum NRRL 54006, 812 nucleotides long. RefSeq lists its product as uncharacterized. The transcript has 3 exons. The record is from RefSeq and is a predicted model, not a curated record. NCBI's taxonomy places the organism in Eukaryota, Fungi, Ascomycota, Sordariomycetes, Hypocreales, Nectriaceae. The coding region runs from base 74 to 661 and encodes 195 amino acids.